Messenger RNA from Homarus americanus (American lobster), 1812 nucleotides. RefSeq names its product zinc finger MYM-type protein 1-like. Bases 1 to 1812 code for a protein of 603 amino acids. The transcript has 2 exons. The record is from RefSeq and is a predicted model, not a curated record. NCBI's taxonomy places the organism in Eukaryota, Metazoa, Arthropoda, Malacostraca, Decapoda, Nephropidae.
AUGUUUGAGCGAAGGAAACGAAAUGGGGAAGUUGUAAAGCGUUCUUGGCUUUGUUUCUCCCCCGCAAAUGGGCGGGUCUACUGCUUCUUUUGCAAGCUAAUGGGUGUUUCAAGAUCUCAAUUCACAUCUGAUGGGUUCUGCGACUGGAAGCAUGCUAAUAGGCUUGUUGUCCAUGAGCAAUCAAAGGACCACAUUCAAGCAGUUUUGUCAGCAGCAAGUCGUGCAAAGGGAGCUGGCGGUAUAGAUUCUAAACUAACUACGCAUGUGGGUCAAAUUGAGCAGUAUUUGUGUAGUCUUCUAAAGCGAUUGAUCAGCGUGCUUAAAUUUAUAUGUGAAAGAGGGCGAGCUCUUCGUGGAGAUGAUGAAGUAAUUGGAUCUCCUCAUAAUGGAAAUUACUUGGGAUUACUAGAGCUUUUGGCCGAGUAUGAUGACUUCCUCAGGCAACACAUCCAGAAUCAUGCUAAUCGUGGCACUGGUCAUACAAACUACCUGUAUUUGUCUUCAACCAUCUGUGAAGAAAUUGUCAGACUAAUGGGCAAUGAAGUACUGAACGAAAUUAUCUCACGUAUAAAGCUCUCAAAAUAUUACUCAAUUUCUCUAGAUUCCACCCCUGAUGAAGGCCAUAUUGAUGAACUAACUCUGAUAAUCAGAUUCAUGGAGCAUGACACACCUGUUGAGAGAUUUGUGAAAUUCUUGCCAAUUGAAGGACACAAGGCUCAAGAAAUGUUUAAAGGUUUGCUGAAGUUUUUUGCAGACAAUGACAUUGACAUUCAAAAUUGUCGUGGGCAAUCUUAUGAUAAUGCAACAUCUAUGAGUGGGAGGUACAAUGGUCUGCAAGCCAAAGUUGUAGCUGAAAAUCAUCAUGCAAUUUGGAUACCCUGUGCUGCUUCUACACAUCGUUAUGCAAUUCUUAGUGAUUUAUUGAAAACUGUAGCGUCUGGCCCGGUAUCUGUGCCAAAGAGGAUUUCCACAACAAGAUGGUCCUGUCGAGCAGUUGAAGUGAAAGCAGUUGUCCAAGGUUAUCUCCCAAUCCGUGAAGCACUUGCUAAAAUAGCUAGAGAUGAAAAUGAGACGAGCAAAACAUGUUACAAAGCCAAUGGUCUCCAUGAUAAGAUGUGCAAGUUAGAGACUGCUAUUUAUGCUGUGCUUUGGCAUGACAUUCUUGGCAGAGAUGAUGCAACAAGCCAUGCAUUGCAAGAUCCUAAACUCGAUUUGAACACAGCAGUAGCAAUGCUGAAGUCCUUGGAAUGUUUUAUACGAGAAAAAAGAGAUUGCUUCCAUGUUUAUGAGAAGAAGGGAAGGGAAAUGUCAGAAACUGGGGAUUAUUCACAGACACGCAAGCGUCAACGUAAUGUACGACUCAAUCCAUUGGAUUAUGGACGAUCAGAAGAAGCAGCCCUCUCACAAUCAGAAAAAUUUCGGGUUCAGAAUUUCCUUCCAGUAAUUGAUCAGUUCCUGAGUUCACUGGAUCAACGGUUAAAGGCCUAUGAGGAAACCAGUUCACUUUUCGGGUUCUUGUCUAAACUGGAGUCAAUGAAUUGUGGCGAAAGUGAAGCAGCUGCAGCAAAAUUGGUUGCUCAGUACAAAAAUGAUUUGGAUCAAACACUUGGAGUUGAACUUGGGCAGUUUACAGCAUUCUUCACUCAAUUUCUUGAAGACGAAGAUGAUGAGAAAGGGAGGGCACAUUACCUUUACAAGCUGUUGAUAGACAAGAAAGUUGUAGAUACAUUUCCAAAUAUUGAAAUAAUGCUGUGGAUGUACUUGGUGCUCAUUUCACAAACUGUUCUGGAGAACGUUCUUUCAGUAAAAUGA